This is a messenger RNA of Exophiala bonariae, 426 nucleotides long. RefSeq lists its product as uncharacterized. NCBI's taxonomy places the organism in Eukaryota, Fungi, Ascomycota, Eurotiomycetes, Chaetothyriales, Herpotrichiellaceae. The record is from RefSeq and is a predicted model, not a curated record. Gene Ontology annotation, biological process: protein folding. Gene Ontology annotation, cellular component: cytoplasm; prefoldin complex. Bases 1 to 426 code for a protein of 141 amino acids. Gene Ontology annotation, molecular function: protein folding chaperone. The transcript is spliced from 4 exons.
AUGAAUUACUACAGGGCAUUUCGACCACGACAGCCAGAAUUCAUCACCAACAUUCUGGAUCUCGACAAAAUGGCAUCAGGUCAAGAUACAGCGGUUCGCAAACAGCAAGAACUACAAUCCCAAUACACGAAUUUCAAGACGACACUCCAGUCGUUAGCACAGAAGGUGGGGGAGAUUGAGCAAGAAAUAGAAGAACACAAGCUGGUGACUGAAACUCUUCAACCGCUACCAGAAGAUCGCAAAUGCUUUCGUCUAAUUAAUGGGGUGCUGGUGGAGAGGACGGUGAAAGAUGUGCUACCUGCGUUGAAGACGAACUCGGAUGGACUCAAACAAGUCCUCGAGGAACUGCUGAAACAAUACAAAGGCAAAGAAGACGAAAUGAACAAGUGGAAGAAAAAGCACAAUAUCCAAGUAGUGCAAAACUAG